Centropristis striata (black sea bass) is the source of this 3856-nucleotide messenger RNA. RefSeq names its product acyl-CoA synthetase bubblegum family member 2 (gene acsbg2). Gene Ontology annotation, molecular function: long-chain fatty acid-CoA ligase activity. Lineage: Eukaryota; Metazoa; Chordata; Actinopteri; Perciformes; Serranidae. Gene Ontology annotation, cellular component: endoplasmic reticulum; membrane. The coding region runs from base 146 to 2449 and encodes 767 amino acids. The record is from RefSeq and is a predicted model, not a curated record. The transcript has 15 exons.
UCUCAAGUUGUAGAAACACUGGGCUGCUGGCGUAUUUGUGUGAGUGUUUAGCGGCAAAAAGCAUUUUACUGAAAGAGGAAAAAGGAAGAGUGGACGAUCUCAGAGAAAAACAGAAAUUCAAACCGGGAAAAAUUAAUUGUCAGCAAUGCAAUUGACCGUGUGUGAGCCCACCGCCAUGUCCGAAGCCGUGGUGAUGGAGCCUCCCAGAGCAGGCGGCUUCCUGGAGUCCUCGUGCAGUGUAGGAGACAGCGCAGCCUCCCUUGAUGAUGGCAUCGUGGAUACAGCAAAUGAGUCUUCAGAGGAAGAGUCUGCGGGGGAAAGGGAAGAGGAGAUUGGUGCACAUGAUGAAGUCGUCAGCCGCACCAAGACUACAGAGGUCCCUGCUGAAAAGACCUCAAACACGCAAACAGUGAACUCUCAGCGUCCAAACUCCCUGGCGGUACCAGCAGCAGGGGAGCCCGGCCUGUGGACGUCACAGGGUGAUGCUGAGGUGAAACUGAGGAUAGGGGAUUCUGGUCUGGCUGCUGAGACCCCUCUGACCAUCAACCAGAUGUUCACCUCAGCCGUGGAGCGCUUUGGGGACUACACAGCUCUGAGCUGGAAGGAAGGAGAGCAGCAGAAGAGCAUCAACUACAAAGAAUACUACCAGACCUGCCGCACUGCUGCCAAGAGCUUCCUUAAGCUUGGUUUGGAGCGAUACCACGGUGUUGGCAUCCUGGGCUUCAACUCCGCUGAGUGGUUCAUCUCUGAUAUUGCAGCGAUUCUGGCAGGUGGGUUUGCUGUUGGCAUCUACACUACCAACUCUCCUGAGGCAUGCCAGUAUGUAGCAGAAAACUGCAAGGCCAAUAUCAUUGUGGUGGAGAAUCACAAACAGCUGCAGAAGAUCCUCCAGGUCGAAGACAAGCUGCCACACUUGAAAGCCAUUAUCCAGUACAAAGAUGCACUAAAAGAGAAGAGACCAAACCUGUACACAUGGUCGGAGUUCAUGGAGCUCGGACGCGACGAGCCCGACGCACCCCUCGAUGCGAUCAUCUCCAGCCAGAAACCCAACCAAUGCUGCACGCUCAUCUACACCUCAGGGACCACGGGCCAGCCCAAAGGAGUCAUGCUCAGCCACGAUAAUAUAACAUGGACCGCGCUCUCCACCAGCCGUCACGUGCGUCUGUCAGACGCCACUCAGUUUCAGGAGUGCGUGGUCAGCUACCUGCCGCUCAGCCACAUCGCUGCUCAGAUGGUCGACAUCUGGUGCACCAUGAAGGUCGGAGGGGCAACACACUUCGCUCAGCCGGAUGCACUGAAGGGCUCUCUGGUAAACACUUUGAAGGAAGUACGUCCCACGGCCUUCAUGGGCGUCCCACGUGUCUGGGAGAAGAUGCAGGAGAAGAUGAAAUCGGUCGGGGCCAAGUCUACAACUGUACGCAGGAAAAUUGCCGCCUGGGCCAAAGAUGUCGGCCUGCAAACUAAUCUGACCAAGAUGAACCAAAGCGGAGCAGCCGGUCGCACACCACUCAGCUAUCAGCUGGCCAAAAAGCUUGUGUUCAAAAAGGUGCGUAAGGCUCUGGGCCUGGACCGCUGCAACAAGUGCUACACCGGCGCCGCUCCCAUCACCAAAGACACCCUGGAGUUCUUCCUCAGCCUGGACAUCCCGCUGUACGAGCUGUACGGCAUGAGCGAGAGCACCGGACCUCACACAGUCUCCAUCCCCAAUGCCUUCAAGCUCACCAGUUGUGGUAUAGAGAUCCCAGGGUGCAAGACGAAGCUGCACAACCCAGACAACGAGGGAAACGGUGAAAUUUGCUUCUGGGGACGUCACGUCUUCAUGGGUUACCUCAACAUGCCUGACAAGACGGAGGAGGCUCUGGAUGCAGAGGGCUGGCUGCACUCAGGUGACCUGGGCAAACACGACGAGAAGGGAUUCCUCUUCAUCACCGGAAGAAUCAAAGAGCUGAUCAUCACAGCAGGAGGGGAGAACAUCCCUCCUGUUCCCAUCGAGGAUGCGGUGAAGGAGGCUGUGCCGCUGAUUAGCAACGCCAUGCUGAUCGGAGACAAGAGGAAGUUUCUGUCUAUGCUGCUCACCAUUAAGUGCCAGGUAAACACAGAGUCAGGAGACCCAGAGGACGAGCUGACACCAGAAGCUGUUGAGCUCUGUAAGAAGCUGGGCAGCAACUCCACUCGAGUCUCUGAGAUCGCAGGAGGCCGAGACCGGGCGGUCCACACGGCCAUCCAGGAGGGAAUCAACCAAGUCAAUGAGAAGGCAAACUCCAACGCUCAGCGCAUCCAGAAGUGGAUCAUUCUGGAUCAGGAUUUCUCCGUCACAGGAGGAGAACUGGGCCCGACCAUGAAGCUGAAGCGGCCAGUGGUGCUGAAGAUGUACAAAGAGCAGAUUGAGAACUUUUAUAAGGAGCUGGCGACUCCAACAACUCCAGACGCCCCGCUGCCUGCCAAAUAAAGAGCUGCUCCUCCUCCACAUGCACGGGGAGUCGCCCCACAUCCUUCAUCCAACAACCAUUUUCUCUCUUGUGAAAAAAUGUUUUGAUUGCCUUACGUUUUGGUCGUUCUGUGCUGGUUUACAUUUGUGUGGAUGUUGUACAAAAAGGAAGCAGAAAUAAGAAGCCAUUGUAAAAUAGCUUUAUGAUUUUGAAGAUGUUAUCAAUAAGCUGAAGUCAACUAUUUAUUUGGAUUACUGGGAGGAACAGUAAUAUCGGAUAGAUGAAGUAGCAGCAGCUGUAUGUAAGAAGUAAUUUUGUAUUUUUCUUUUAAUUUAUUUUGGGUUUUGCCAAAGUUUACAUGGGCCAAAUGAGCUUCAUCAAAUGAAGAAACAUUUCUAGGAGAGAUUUGUAAUUCACCAAUCAUAUCCAAAUGUUAACUGGCCUUUUACAUGUAUUUGGUGCUUUAUUUUUCUUGUUUUUGUCAGCUGGGUUUGAAAAUAAAACAUUUAUUUUGUACAUGUUUCAAUAAGUCAGAUGUUUUCUGCAAACGUAGUUGCAGUUUGAAAGGUGUGUUGAAAUUUAUCUAAUGACGGAGCAUCCAAAUAUCAUUUUUCAUGCUGUAAAAAUGCGUAAUUGAAGCCAUAUCUCUUGCCUUUUGUAAUCGUAAUGCAGACCAUUACACACCUGCCUGGUUCUGUUGAAUUGUCUCCCAACAGCCUUCUGUGUGCAGACCUGCUGUGAUUUUUGUGCAUUAUUGUAAAUAUGUUCUGCCUUCAUCAUCACUUGUUUUUACUUUACAGUUUUUUGCAGCCCAGAAAUCUCAUGCAUCAUUUUUUUGUGCUCAAACAUGAUGGGGGGGGGGGGAUUGUACAUAACUUAAUUAUAUGUAGCUUUAUGGCGAAUAUAUCAACUGGUCUGUUAAUGCAUCACACAUAUAAAUGUUCAAAUGCUCGAGGUUUUGACCCGGAGGCUACAUGUCUUUAGCCUCCUUGGAGACAUUUCACACAUCUUCAAAGAAAAGGAAGUUUGAAAAUGACGCACAGAGAGCGUGUUGCACUCCAAAGAGCUGAUCUUGUACAUGGUUAUUGUGUAUAUUUAUAUAAUGAACAUAUUGUACGUAUUUGUAGCAUUCAAGUGAAGGGGGUUUGGUGGUUCUGAUUCGCUCAAAGAAAACUGAAGUUCAGGGGAAACAAAGCAGAGCAAUUUCAAUGUUUGUGUAUCAAGAAAUCAAGGAAAUGACGGUGAUUCAGCGAGCCUGGAUUCACCCGACCUGAACGAACUGUUAUUGUUGUUGUUGUGAACAAUAUCAGGGUUUAAAGAUUGACAUCUGCAUGAAGCUGCAGGAGAAAAAGGAAGCCUGUUUCUGUCUACUGACAUGAAUGUUUGUGUGUUUGAUGUGUUACGGAAUAAAAGUUGAUUAAGCUGAA